UCCAUUCAGGCCAUAAUUGUGAGUCCAACCGGCUGGGCAAAUGCUGCAACAAUUGAUUCUGUGUAUGAUUUGCUUCAUAUGAUGGGUCGUGAUGACAUUCCUGUUGGCCUUGGAGACGUAUUUGCAAUGAACCAGUCUGAUCCUGUAUUCUCUGCAGUUGGUGACUGCAAGUUUAACAAGGUAAUUCCACAAGGCAGCGGUGGAUUUCUCGACUCAGACACUCUUUAUGGAUUAUCUCGUUUGUUGCCUCGAAGUCCUCGCAGAUAUACAGCUGAAAAUUCUGUGAAAUUUGGGGCUCCUAGGGACACCGAUCAUCCUGAACUCAGACAACCUCUGGCACUAGAAGUAUGGGACUCCGUCGUGAAAUCACUUCAUCCAGGAUCCAAGGUUACCAUUUUAACCAAUGGCCCAUUGACCAACAUAGCUCAGAUUGUUUUCGCAGGCAAGAAUAUGACCACCGUGAUCAAGGAUAUACUAAUUGUUGGAGGGCACAUCAAUCAUGACAACACUGAUAAGGGAAAUGUGUUCAAUGCUCCCUCAAAUAAAUUUGCGGAACUGAAUAUGUUUCUUGACCCACUGGCGGCAAAAACAGUUUUGAGUUCAGAACUCAAUAUCACUCUCAUUCCACUUGGCGUACAACGGAAUGUCAGUGCAUUUCCUAAGAUUCAUAAAAGACUUAGCACAACUAAGAAGACACCUGAAGCUAUCUUUGCAAAACGUUUACUGUCAAGGUUACGCUCCCUGCAAAAAACACAUCCUAGAUACAAGCAUAUGGAUAUAUUUCUUGGAGAAAUCCUUGGAGCAGUAAUUUUGGGUGGUGAUAGUUCUGUACUAAAAUCAACAUUUGAUUUCAAGAACAUUAAAGUCAUUGCCACGGGCUACGAAUCUGUAGAUGGACAGAUAAUUAUCGACGAAAAGCAAGGCAAAUCAGUGAAAGUAUUGGAGAAUGUGGAUCAUUUAGCUUAUUACAAUGUGUUUGCAAAUACAGUAAAUGACGAAAAGCAGUCUGCUGUAGUUGGAAGUUUUGAUGAGCAAAGAAGAGUUUGGAGCGCACCAUCUAAUAGAAAUUAAACUGCCCAUUCAUUAGUAAUCAGAUAGGAGAGGGCCAAAAAUGGAAAAACAGUAUUUCUCUUGCUACAUUUAGCAAUUGAAUUAAUUAUGCUUGUGAAUUAAUUGGUUUGAGGUUCAGCUUAAUAUAUACUGAAAUUUUGGUAAUUUUCACAUGCUUGUUCUU
This is a messenger RNA of Capsicum annuum, 1234 nucleotides long. RefSeq lists its product as uncharacterized. Gene Ontology annotation, molecular function: hydrolase activity, hydrolyzing N-glycosyl compounds. The record is from RefSeq and is a predicted model, not a curated record. The annotation marks the transcript as partial. NCBI's taxonomy places the organism in Eukaryota, Viridiplantae, Streptophyta, Magnoliopsida, Solanales, Solanaceae. The transcript is spliced from 4 exons.